This is a messenger RNA of Serpula lacrymans var. lacrymans S7.9, 575 nucleotides long. RefSeq lists its product as uncharacterized. The coding region runs from base 22 to 327 and encodes 101 amino acids. Gene Ontology annotation, cellular component: NatC complex. The transcript is spliced from 2 exons. The record is from RefSeq and is a predicted model, not a curated record. NCBI's taxonomy places the organism in Eukaryota, Fungi, Basidiomycota, Agaricomycetes, Boletales, Serpulaceae.
GUCACAGACAGUCACGCAUGCAUGUCUUCAUCUCCUCCACCAACGGAACCGCCGUCCGUAUCUGAACUGCGCAAGCUUUUGAAAGAAACGCUGCGAAUAAGAUCCCAGGAUGGACGUAUAUUUGUCGGGACUUUCAUGGGAACAGAUCAGCUAUUAAACAUCCUCCUCCUCAACACAGAGGAAUAUCGCAUUGGCACGGAAGAGUACCCCAACGGCAGAUUUGUGGGACAAGUCAUGAUCCCGUGGAAGCUGGUGAUCAGCGCAGAAAAGGCAGGGAAUGGAGAGAAAACAGGGAAUCACCAUAAUGAAGCCAGCCUUUAUAUGUGAUUGUCAAGGUAGCAUGAUGGCUCCACAUAUUAUCCAUUACGCGAAUUGAGAAAUGAGGGGUUAUAUCUAUCCCACAGGCCUCUAGCACUCUAGUGCUAAGCCUAUUUAAUUGUCCAAGAUAAAGCGGGGAAAUAGCGAACGUGGUAUCACGGGGUGUAGUAGGGUAGUUAAAAGCAUAUGAAUCAAUUCUUGUACUUGUCCUUGUAAAUCCAUGCCAAUCCAACAUCACUGGCUCCUUGCGCAACCUA